This is a messenger RNA of Oncorhynchus nerka (sockeye salmon), 4911 nucleotides long. Its product is annotated as tyrosine-protein kinase JAK1-like. Gene Ontology annotation, cellular component: cytosol; membrane; cytoskeleton. Gene Ontology annotation, biological process: cytokine-mediated signaling pathway; tyrosine phosphorylation of STAT protein; cell surface receptor signaling pathway via JAK-STAT. Gene Ontology annotation, molecular function: ATP binding; growth hormone receptor binding; non-membrane spanning protein tyrosine kinase activity. Bases 287 to 3757 code for a protein of 1156 amino acids. The record is from RefSeq and is a predicted model, not a curated record. Lineage: Eukaryota; Metazoa; Chordata; Actinopteri; Salmoniformes; Salmonidae. The transcript is spliced from 25 exons.
AGUACACGGGUUCAUUCUGUUUCCGCUAGAUCGGUUAACCAAUAGACGUAGUUGGGCGUGGAUUUUCGAAAGCGUUUUCGGGAAUUGACGCAACGCUUGCCUGGAAGACCCAAAACCGAGAUUCGCAAACUUCAUUACGCAGGACUGAACACCUUUAUCAAUGGUAAAUGCUGAGAAAGUCAUUAUAAUACACAAUAAUAAUUGUACAUUGAUAUUGAGGCACUCGUGAAAGACAGGGUUGUUUUCCCAGAGAUUCGUGGACGGCAAUACAUAGUGAAGCAGGACAAUGGAAGUGGGCAGGCAACUGUUGGUAAAGAUGAGGAUGAAGAGGAAGGGCGAGUUCACCUCAGUUCCUGUAAUGGUGCAGGGCCUCGAGGUCCAUCUCUACCUGGAAGACUCUCCCCAGCUGGAGUUUCUCCGGGGUUGUUACACUGCUGAGGAGCUGUGCACAAAGGCAGCCAAGAAGUGCGGCAUUUCCCCUCUUUGUUGCAAUUUGUUUGCCCUGUAUGAUGAGGUCAGGAAAAUCUGGUUCCCUCCGAAUCACACCUUCAAGGAAAGCAGCCGCUUAAAGCUCCACUAUCGCAUGAGGUUCUACUUCACCAACUGGCAUGGUGUGAAUGAGAGUGUGCCACGUGUUUGCAGACACACCCUCAAGAGUAAGAACAGCAAUGAACCAGAGGGUAACCCCCUCCUUGACACUGCCUCACUGAAGUAUCUGUUUGCCCAGGGUCAGCAUGACUUCCUGAAGGGGUGGGCCACACUGAGUAACCCUCAGAAUGAAGAGGAGGUCCACUAUAUUGAGAAUGAGUGCCUGGGGAUGGCAGUGUUGUCUAUCUCACACCAUGCCCUGGACAACAACAUCGUCAUCCCUGGUGUAGCAGGGCAAAUCAGCUAUAAGAAAUAUAUCCCAGAUAGAGUGAACCAAAUCAUCAAGCAGCGCAACUUCCUGACCCGACUCCGUAUCUCCCGGGUGUUCCAGGACUUCCUCAGUGAGUUCAACAACAACACAGUGCAGAGUGACAACGUCAGCACGCACGACAUCAAGGUCAAAUACCUAGCUACAUUGGAAACUCUGACCUGUGGGUUCGGCUGUGAGGAGUACGAGCCCAAAGUGCUCCGUGUGACGGACAGCGAAGGGGAGAUCCAAGGAACACCCACUUCCUGUAACCAGGGUCAGCCCACCCAGUACCAAGUCCUUGUGUCUGGAAAUACAGGGAUCAAGUGGCGGAGGAAGCUACAGAAUGUGACAAAUGCAUGGACUGCCAAAGAGAAGAAAAAAUCCCUAAAGCACAAAACCAACAUCAACCUGACGAACAAACCACCUCAAGGCGUUUCGAACGACUGGAAAACCUUCUCCGAUUUCCAUGAGAUCACACACAUCAACAUCAAGGGCUCCGCAGUCACUGUCCACAAGCAGGACAACAAAAAUAUGGAACUGGGCCUGGGUUUCCAUGCAGAGGCGUUGUCUUUUGCCGCCCUUAUUGAUGGAUACUUCCGUCUGACGGUGGACGCACAUCACUUCCUGUGUACAGACGUGGCCCCUCCCUCUGUGGUGCGGAACCUGCAGGAAGGCUGUCAUGGGCCAAUCAGCAUGGACUACACCUCCCACAAGCUGCGUCAGGAGGGCGAUGAGGAGGGCAUGUACGUCCUGCGCUGGAGCUGCAUCAACUAUGACCACAUCCUCCUGACUGUCACAGGCAACGAGGUGGACCUGACCAAUAGACGUCCGUACCGUAGCUUUAAGAUCGAGGUGGGCCCGGAGGGCUACAGCCUGAAUGGUACGGACCUGAGGCAGCCCUCCCUCAGAGAGCUGACGGAACAGCUGAGGGGCCAGACUCUCAGUACAGACAGAGGCUUCUUCCAGCUCCGCAAGGCCUGCCCUCCCCAGCCCAGAGAAAUCUCUAACCUUCUGUUCGUGACAAAGAGAGAGGCGGAGCCGACACACCCCAUACAGAGUCAACUCAUCUUCCACAGGAUCCUCAAAGAAGACAUUUUGCAGGAGGAGCACUUGGGCUGUGGCACCAGAACUAACAUCUAUGCUGGCAAACUGAAGAUAAAGUGUGAGGAAGAGAAGGAUGUAUGGGGUUCCCAAACCCACCACCAGGUCAAAGUGGUCCUGAAAAUGCUGCGGUCCCAACACAGGGACAUCUCUAUGGCUUUCUUUGAGACGGUCAGUAUGAUGCAUCAGGUGUCCCACCAACACAUCGCUCUGCUGCAUGGCGUCUGUGUUCGCAACCAGGACAAUAUCAUUGUGGAGGAGCAUGUGAAGCUGGGUCCUCUGGAUGUGUUCAUGAAGGGGUGUCGUCUUCAACUCAGCACUUCCUGGAAAUUCCAGGUGGCCAAACAACUGGCCAGCGUCCUCAGCUACCUGGAGGAUAAGAAGCUGGUCCAUGGUUAUGUGUCUGCUAAGAACAUCCUAGUGGAGCGGGAUGGCCUGGAGGGAGAGACUGGGCCCUUCAUCAAACUCAGUAGCCCUGGGGUCCCCAUCUCCGCACUCAACAGACAAGUGCUGUGUUGUAUUACAGAGUGUGUGGAGAGGAUCCCGUGGAUCGCACCAGAGUGUGUGAGGGACAGCCAGGUCCUGAGUGUUGCGGUGGAUAAGUGGGGCUUCGGCACCACGCUGUGGGAGAUCUGCUAUGAUGGAGAGGCUCCUCUCAAAGACAAGAAACUCAUAGAGAAGGAGGUGUUCUACUCGGCCCAGUGUUCCCUGGUGACCCCAGACUGCCCUCAGCUGGGUGAGCUCAUCACCAAAUGCAUGACCUACGACCCCAAGAGGAGGCCCUUCUUCAGGGCCAUAGUCAGGGACCUCACCGGGGUGGCUGAGCAGAACCCAGCUCUGCCUCCUGGUAGGGUGCCCAUCCAGGAAGUGGACCCCACCGUGUUUGAAACCAGGUUCCUCAGGAAAAUCAAAGACCUGGGUGAGGGCCACUUUGGCAAGGUGGAGUUGUGUCAGUAUGACCCCCGUGGGGACGGUCGAGGGCAGCUUGUGGCGGUCAAGUCUCUGAAGCCAGAGAGCAGAGGUCAGCUGUGGAGAGAGAUAGACACCAUGAGAGAACUCUACCACCACAACAUUGUCAAAUACAGAGGAGUGUGUAGCGAGGAUGGUGGGAGAACCACUAAGCUGAUCAUGGAGUACCUGCCAGCGGGGAGCCUGAAGGACUACCUGCCCUGGAGGAAACACCAGACUGACCUCAGGAGACUCCUCCACUACGCUCUCCAGAUCUGCCAGGGAAUGGAUUACUUGGGAUCCCAGCGGUUUAUCCACCGGGAUCUGGCGGCUCGGAACGUUCUGGUGGAGAACGAGAGCACGGUGAAGAUCGGAGACUUUGGCCUGACCAAGAGCAUGAAGGAGGACAAGAGUUACUACACUGUCAGAGAGGAGACCGACAGCCCUGUGUUCUGGUACGCUCCCGAGUGCCUGGUGGACUGUAAGUUUUACCCUGCGUCUGACGUGUGGUCCUUCGGAGUGACCCUCUAUGAGUUGUUGACCUACUGUGAGACAAGCAGCAGUCCUACCACGGUAUUCUUGGAGAUGCUUCGUCCAAUCCAGGGUCAGAUGAAUAUCACCCAAUUGGUGGAAGUGCUGGUGGCCGGCAGGAGGCUGCCCUGUCCACCUCACUGCCCGGAUGCGGUAUACUCUCUGAUGAGGAGGUGUUGGGAGAGUUCCCCGGAGAACAGGAUUCUGUUCAAAGACCUGAUCACAGAGCUGGAGCUGCUGCUGGAUGAGAGGCACGGAGGAGAUGGACUGGCUGUCUGACCUGACGAAGCUGCAGCCUGACCUGACGAAGCUGCAGCUGGACGAGAGGCACGGAGAAGAUGGACUGACUGUCUGACCUGACGAAGCUGCUGCUGGAUGAGAGGCACGGAGAAGAUGGACUGGCUGUCUGACCUGACGAAGCUGAAGCUGGACGAGAGGCAUGGAGGAGAUGGACUGGCUGUCUGACCUGACGAAGCUGAAGCUGGACAAGAGGCACGGAGGAGAUGGACUGGCUGUCUGACCUGACGAAGCUGAAGCUGGACGAGAGGCAUGGAGGAGAUGGACUGGCUGUCUGACCUGACGAAGCUGAAGCUGCAGCUGGACGAGAGGCACGGAGGAGAUGGACUGACUGUCUGACCUGACGAAGCUGAAGCUGGACGAGAGGCACGGAUGAGAUGGACUGGCUGUCUGACCUGACGAAGCUGCAGCUGGACGAGAGGCACGGAGGAGAUGGACUGGCUGUCUGACCUGAUAAAGCUGCUGCUGGACGAGAAGCACGGAGGAGAUGGACUGGCUGUCUGACCUGAUAAAGCUGCUGCUGGACGAGAGGCACGGAGGAGAUGGACUGGCUGUCUGACCUGACGAAGCUGCUGCUGGACGAGAGGCAUGGAGGAGAUGGACUGGCUGUCUGACCUGACGAAGCUGAAGCUGCAGCUGGACGAGAGGCACGGAGGAGAUGGACUGGCUGUCUGAUCUGACGAAGCCGACACAUAGAUGGAUAGAUAAUAAUACUAGUGAUGCACUGAUAUGACAUUUAUGACCGAUAUCCCAUAUUUUCCUUGCCAAAAACAAACUGAAAUUUUAUCAGCCGUUUAAGGAUUAUAGUACAGUUAAAUAGUUAACACACACACACACGGACGCAGAGGUCUACGGCACUGCAUCUUAGUGCAAGAGGCGUCACUACAGUCCCUGGUUCAAAUCCAGGCUGUAUCACAUCCGGCCGUGAUUGGGAGUACCGUAGGGCAAUGCACAAUUGGCCCAGCGUCUUCCGGGUUUGGACGGGGUAGGCCGUCAUUGUAAAUAAGAAUUUGUUCUUAACUAACUUACCUAGUUAAAGAAAGGUCACACACCACACUGACCAAAAAUGUAUUUUGUUGGCAUUUACGUAUGUCCCCAUUACCAGUAAAACAUAAUCAAUCUAUUUAUUUAACUUA